Molecule: messenger RNA, 2344 nt
Organism: Silurus meridionalis
Lineage: Eukaryota; Metazoa; Chordata; Actinopteri; Siluriformes; Siluridae
Gene: exoc8
Product: exocyst complex component 8
Exons: 1
Coding region: 83-2134 (683 amino acids)
Biological process (GO): intracellular protein localization; exocytosis; Golgi to plasma membrane transport
Cellular component (GO): exocyst
Source: RefSeq, a predicted model, not a curated record
GUCCGUGUAAUGUGACGUAAUCAGAAAGCGACGCGCUCGCUUCCGGGUGUUGAAGCGAUCUGUUUGUCAGUUUGACGGCAACAUGGCGGACACAGGAAACAGGCUGCGCAAACAGCUCGAGUCGGCGAACUUCGAGCCGCAGAACUACGUGAAGCAGCUCUCACAGCAGUCUGAUGGAGACAGGGACUUGCAGGAGCACCGGCAGAAGAUCCAAACUCUGGCAGAUGAAACCGCCCAGAACCUGAAGAAGAACGUGUACAAGAACUACAGGCAGUUCAUUGAGACAGCGAAGGAGAUCUCGUACCUGGAGAGCGAGAUGUACCAGCUAAGUCACAUCUUGACCGAGCAGAAAAGCAUUAUGGAGAGCAUCACUCAGGCGUUGCUGUCCACCGACAAGGACGAAGCGGCCAAAGAAAUGCUCACAGCUUUUCCUAAAGAGACUGAGGAGGUCAAGCAGAGAACCUUAACCACCCUCCUGGAGAAAGUGGAAGGCUGCAAGAACAUCCUGGAGACCCCUGGCCGUUAUCUGGUCUACAACGGUGACCUGUUCGAGUACGACGUGGACAACAUGGCUCAGAUCCAGAAGGUUCACGCCUUCCUGAUGAACGACUGCCUGUUAGUCGCGACCUGGCUCCCUAACCGACGCGGGAGCAUCAAGUACAAAUACAGCGCCCUGUAUGACCUGGAGAGCUUCGCUGUCGUGAACGUCAAGGACAACCCUCCCAUGAAGGACAUGUUCAAGAUCCUGAUGUACCCGGACAGUCGCAUUUUCCAAGCGGAGAACAGCAAGAUUAAGAAAGAGUGGCUGGAGAUUCUGGACGAGACUAAGAAAACCAAAGCCAAAGACCUGAACAAGAAAGAAGAAGAGGUGCCCAAGUCGCCAGUCCGACCUGAGGUCUCCACCAACCCGUUUGAAAAAGAGGAAUCGUUGGAACCCGAGGAGAUGGUGGACUUGAGUCCGGAGUGGAUCCAGGAACUUCCUGAGGACCUGGAUGUUUGUAUCGCGCAGAGAGAUUUUGAGGGUGCUGUGGAUCUUUUGCAGAAGUUGAACGAGUACCUGAAGGAUCAGCCGGUCACACCGAGGGUCAAGGAGCUUAGAGGGAAAGUCGAGGAACGAGUGCGACAGCUGACUGAGGUCUUGGUGUUUGAGUUGUCGCCGGACCGGUCGCUUCGUGGUGGACCCAAGGCGACGAGGCGCGCCGUCUCGCAGCUCAUCCGUCUGGGCCAGUCUACCAAAGCCUGCGAUCUGUUCCUGAAGAACCGUGCUGCUGCAGUUCACACGGCCAUCCGUCAGCUGCGCAUUGAAGGUGCUACCCUGCUGUACAUCCAGAAGCUCUGCAAUGUCUUCUUCACCGGUUUGCUCGAGACGGCCCGGGAGUUCGAGACCGACUUCGCAGGCGACACGGGCUGCUACUCGGCCUUUGUCGUGUGGUCUCGCUCAGCCAUGAGGAUGUUCGCCGACACCUUCAGCAAGCAGGUGUUUGACAGCAAGGAGAGCUUGUCGACGGCCGCCGAGUGUGUCAAGCUGGCCGGAGAGCACUGCAGGCAGCUGAGCGACAUCGGCCUGGACCUGACUUUCAUCCUGCACUCGCUGCUGGUCAAGGACAUUAAGGCGGCCCUGCAGAGCCAAAAAGACGUCAUCAUCGAGGCCACGAAGCACCGCAACUCGGAGGAGAUGUGGCGCCGGAUGAACCUGAUGACCCCGGAGUCGCUCGGCAAGCUGAAGGACGAGAUGCGCGCCUGCGGCGUCACCACCUUCAACCAGUACACGGGCGACGACUGCUGGGUGAACCUCAGCUAUACCGUAGUGGCCUUCACCAAACAGAUGAUGGCCUUUCUCGAGGAAGGGCUUAAACUUUACUUCCCCGAACUGCACAUGGUGUUCCUUGAAAGCCUCCGCGAGAUCAUCCUGGUGGCCGUGCAGCACGUGGACUACAGCCUGCGCUGCGAGCAGGACUCUGAGAAGAAGGCUUUCAUCGCGCAGAACGCCGCCUUUCUCCACGAGACCGUGCUGCCCGUGGUGGAGCGCAGGUUCGAGGACGCGGUCGGCAAGCCGGCCAAGCAGCUUCAGGACCUGAGGAAGAGCUCGCGCUCGCUCAGGGUCAACCCGGAGAGCACCACGUCGCUGGUCUGACGCGGGACCUCGAACCUCCUCGUUUCGCAUGCAUUUCACGCACCACGUUCACACACUAAGACUCAACGUGCUUUUUAUGAUCUUGUUUCACUCCACACCUUAAGAUUUUAUUACAUAAGCUCAAUUUAAAUGCAUUACCUCUGCUUUUUUUCUGUUUUACUAAUAAUAUGAUAUUGCGUUUGUGUAACACAUUAAACUAAUCAAAGAGAA